Molecule: messenger RNA, 3510 nt
Organism: Talaromyces proteolyticus
Lineage: Eukaryota; Fungi; Ascomycota; Eurotiomycetes; Eurotiales; Trichocomaceae
Exons: 3
Coding region: 1-3510 (1169 amino acids)
Biological process (GO): protein polyubiquitination
Molecular function (GO): ubiquitin protein ligase activity
Source: RefSeq, a predicted model, not a curated record
AUGCCAACGUGGUCGUCCCGUAUUUUGAGCCCGUCGUCGCCGACUUCGAACCCUAGUCACGCGCGUGCUUCUCAUCGCACCAUUGAUACCGAUCGAAGCGCCGCCUUUGCUAUUGAUUACAAUGUUCCCGUCCUUUCUACACCGCCAGGUCCGAAUCGGUCCCAUAGACGUUCCCUCAGCCAGCCGUUUCCCUCGCUGAUACCCAUGAAUGCUAGGAAGGGCGAAAGAAAAGUAACAAAGGACGACUUUCUGGAUUCGGACGAUGACGAUGACGAUGGUGAUGCAAUAUCAUAUGUACCUGAACCGAAAUCACAUAGUCCGAGGAAGGGGUGGACCCCAGCUGAGGAUGUGGUCAGUGGCAAGUGUAUGACAUGCAGUUCGGCGGUUCGAUGGCCUAAAGACCGUAAAGUCUUUAGGUGUACUAUUUGCUUGACGGUCAAUGAUUUGGAGCCUUGUUUGACUACCAAUGAUCAUAAAAUAGAUGAUGGCAGACCACCCACGCCUCCUCCCAAAGAUGGAUCUUUCGAACCAAAACUACCAGCUACUCCAUUAUCUGUCGAAAAAACGAAGGAAAUAAUCGACAAUUGCCUGCUGGAGUUUCUACAGCGUCGUUUGGCUGGAGAUCAAGGGCAGCAGUUUUCCCUUGUGGAACCAUCGUUUCGCCAGAUCAACCACCCUCAACAAGGCAACCCCGGACCUCUGAAACAAGGAAAGACAGCUUCCCACAACCACGACGAGAGAAAACAUAAUGCGGGUCUCUUAGGACCUUUAAAUACCAUGACGCACGGAAACGAGCGAGUUGUGAGGCUUCGGUCUAGUUCCGAUACCCCGCCUAUACGACGAAAUGGCCGCUCGCCGCAAGGUCAAGAUCGCUCGCCUCGUGGUGGCACAAACACAAGAAAUUUAGAACAAAGGUCUAGGUCUGAAACUCGGCCAUUGAUCUUCCGGCAGCUAGAGGACUACAUAAUCAAGUCGUUCACAGGCUGCGACUGUCUUAAUAACUCAUUUCUGACACCAGGUCCGACGCGGAGAACCGUGAGCGAAGGCAUUUAUACAAGGAGCCAUGCGGAUAUGUCAAUUCUCACUGCUUCGCAUGAUGCCCCGGAGUUUGAGCUCGAUCCCAAAAUGUUACUUUUGGGUGAUAUUGCCGAGAAUUCUUCGUGGUGGGUUGGUGGCAGACCCCGUCGUCAUGAGAUACAAGAUGCUACAGUGCCAGGCAGACCUGGUCCUCGCACAUCAAGGUCCCGUGUAAACUCAAAGUCUCCACGAAUUGACUGGGAUGGCGUCGUUGAAUGGUAUCAACUGAUUUUAAACGCAGGCGAAUCAUGGAGAGAUUUCUGGUCUACAUUGACCAAGAAUGAGCUGAUUCUCAAGGAACUGAAGCCGGAACUUGCCAAGAUGAUUGAUAGAGAGAUCGCGGAGGCGCGUGUUCACGCUCAAAGGACAUUGCUGAAAGCGACUGAAAAUCUUCUGAAACGCCCUCGUCGUCCAUUACCUCGUCCUGAAUCGGCUAGAUUUCUGCUGAUAUUACUGGAAAACCCAUUCCUGGCAUCUAAAAGCACACCAACGACGCGAAACCUCAGCCCAAGUGGCGCGAAUAAUGAUCUCGUGUCGAUUCGUAAUUUUAGCAGACCGCGCGAGACUGGGGAUCGACGAGAGACAUCUGGUUCAGCCCCAUCAAAGCCCAGGGGCCUUUCUGAUCAUUCUGGCAUUGUAAAAAGGAUUUUGGGUCUUGUCUCCAACCUUCCGGAUGAUUGUCAUCGUUACUUUGUCGGCUGGUUCGCUCGUUAUUCUCAUGGUCAAUAUGAAAGAUUUGUUAGUCUUGUUGGCCGGUUUCUUACCUAUCGAUUAACUCGACAGCGUGGCCGCCAACGCAGCGGAUAUGUGCAGCCAACCAAUGGGCUUGUCCCCAACCUUCCAGGAGAUAUCGAAACUUCCCAUGCCCAGCUUCAUGCAGUGCUCAGUGGGUUAUCUUCAGACCAAGGAAGCGAGGGAAAUAAGAAACUCAAAGUUUACACGGAAGAUUGGCAGAUACGGGCAGCUGCUAGGGUGAUGGCAUUGCUGUUUGCAGCAAACAAUGCCAAUGUCUCUCGAAGGCGUGAUGCCAGCAAUCAAAAUACCCCGGUGACAUAUUUUUCGCAGGAUAGAGAAAAAUCAGUAUUGCCUUUGAACUUUUUUUAUAACACUCUCCUAGACUAUUCAGAUCUGGUAUCCGAUUUCGAGUCAUGGGAGUCACGGACUGCAAAGUUUUCGUUCUGUCAAUAUCCAUUUUUGUUGAGCAUUUCUGCGAAAAGCCGUAUUCUAGAGCAUGAUGCUCGUCGCCAAAUGACGAUCAAGGCACGAGAGGCGUUCUUGGACAGUAUCCUCCGACACAAGGAUGUCAGUCAAUAUUUGAACCUCAAAGUUCGUCGAGAUUGUUUGGUUGAAGAUAGUCUCAGAGGUGUCAGCGAAGUAGUUGGUGCUGGACAAGAGGAGAUCAAAAAGAGCUUGCGUAUCGAGUUUGUUGGCGAAGAAGGAGUCGAUGCAGGCGGUCUUCGCAAGGAGUGGUUUCUACUGCUUGUUAGAGAGGUUUUUGACCCUAAUCAUGGUCUAUUUGUUUACGACGAAGACUCGCAAUUUUGCUACUUCAACCCUUUUUGCUUUGAAUCUUCGGAACAAUUUUUCCUGGUUGGAGUCCUUCUUGGACUCGCAAUCUACAAUUCGACCAUUCUAGACAUUGCGUUACCACCGUUUGCCUUUAAGAAGCUCCUCGCGGCUGCAUCACCUGCAAACAUGCCAGCAACAACACCAAAACAACCCCAUACUUGCACCUUGGAUGACCUCGCUGAAUACCGGCCAACGCUAGCAAAGGGACUCCGGGCACUCUUAGAAUAUGACGGCAACGUACAGGAGACGUUUUGCUAUGACUUUGUUGCACGCGUAGAUCGCUAUGGUCAACAUGUCGAGGUUCCUCUUUGCUCCGGGGGCGAGAAACGGCCGGUGACGAACUCGAAUCGACAGCAAUUCGUCAACCUGUACGUCCAUUACCUCCUCGACACUUCCGUUCAAAAACAAUUCGAACCGUUCAAGCGAGGAUUCUACACCGUCUGUGGCGGAAACGCAUUCUCCCUCUUCCGACCCGAAGAAAUCGAGCUCAUGGUCCGAGGCUCCGAUGAGCCUCUUGACGUCCCCACACUCCGUGCCGUAGCCACGUAUGAGAACUGGCCGACCAAGGACGCCGCCGCAGAAUCAGAUCCCGUCGUGACUUGGUUCUGGGAGUUCUUCGCCCGUUCCAAGCCAUCCGAUCAGAGAAAACUUUUGUCGUUCGUCACCGGCAGCGACCGCAUUCCUGCCACUGGUGCUGCCAGUCUGAGUAUCAGAUUGGCUUGUCUUGGGGAAGACUGUCCUCGCUAUCCAAUUGCACAUACGUGUUUCAAUAAAUUGGGCCUGUUCCGGUACGCCACUAGAAAGAAGUUUGAGCAGAAGUUGUGGGGUGCGAUAUUCAAUAGUGAGGGUUUUGGACUGCGGUAG